Messenger RNA from Polistes dominula (European paper wasp), 627 nucleotides. RefSeq names its product odorant receptor 13a-like. Gene Ontology annotation, cellular component: plasma membrane. NCBI's taxonomy places the organism in Eukaryota, Metazoa, Arthropoda, Insecta, Hymenoptera, Vespidae. Gene Ontology annotation, molecular function: olfactory receptor activity; odorant binding. Gene Ontology annotation, biological process: sensory perception of smell; detection of chemical stimulus involved in sensory perception of smell. The record is from RefSeq and is a predicted model, not a curated record.
AUGAUUGGUAUAAGUUUUACAGGAUAUCAGGCUGCCAUGAAAAUGGAUGAACCAGACGUAGCUUUAAGUUACGGUGGUUUUACGUUGACCUUAACGUUUGUUGUCUUCCUUGAAAGUUGGCCGGGACAGCAACUAUUGGAUCAUACUGAUCGUAUUAGUGAAUAUGUUGUGAGAGGAAAAUGGUACCAAUCAUCGUUCACUACUAGAACAGACUUAAAAAUCAUGCUAAUGAGAUGUGUAAAACCAAUUCAAUUAACUGCUGGGAAAUUAUACGUAUUAAAUUUAGAGAAUUUUAGUAAGGUUGUCAAAACGUCCUUUUCAUAUUUCACGGUUUUGCGCUCUGUACAAUAAUUAUUGAAAUUUAUGUUAAAUUCACGAAAAAUAUUAUAGAAUUAUAUAAUUUUUUAGUCAAUAACAUUUUUGUUGGAUCUUGCAAGUUAUAAUGAAAUGCAUUUCGUUAUUCAUCGGAAAAUAAAUUGUGUAUAACUUAUAAAGAAAAGCUAAUAAUAUAUUAAAAUCAUUUAUUAUUUCUAAAAAAAAAUAUAUUUUAACAUUUCAUUGUAAAAGUAUGCUGAUUUUGAUCGUUUAUUUUUCUUUCUUUUUAACUUUUUUCAUUAGUUUUAGAAU